Molecule: messenger RNA, 846 nt
Organism: Schistosoma curassoni
Lineage: Eukaryota; Metazoa; Platyhelminthes; Trematoda; Strigeidida; Schistosomatidae
Source: the annotation of a GenBank genome assembly
AUGAUGAACUUGGUAAUAUUGAUCUUUGUAUCGAUUCUUCAACACUACUGUAUCACUGACUUAAAGAAAAUCGGUAUUCAAAACAGUUUCCAGUUGAUAUUACAUUAUUUAUACCAUUUGGAACGUUCAUCUUUAUCAUUUAACGUCAUUAGCCAUCAGUUUGAUAACCUAGGUUCUAAAUAUCAGCAUGUCAUUUUCAUUAACCUAAAUAUUGCUGAAGAAAAGAACGGAUUUAAAUUAAAAUAUUUGAUUUUGAUGGAUCCUUCAGAUGAGAGAGAAACAAAAGAUGAAAUAGCACAACCAGUUAGCAGACAAGAUAGUCAAAUUCUAAAAGAAAGUGUUAUUAAAAGUAUUUAUGAUUCACUUUCUUCGGCAAAAAGUCGAAAAGUCACUUUAAAUCAAAUAUGUCGUUGUUUACAAAUGCUUAAUCAAUGUCCUACUUCAGCUACUUUGGAUAAAAUCUAUUCUGAUUAUACACCUGAAGAUAUGGAAGGGAUUGGACCAGAGAGUAUUGCUAUAGAUUUGGAUCAAUUUACUGAAAUAAUUCAAACAUAUUCCUAUACAAGAGAGGAAAGAUUGAAUCAAUUGAAUAAUGCAUUUCUGUUCUUUGAUAAAAAUGAAUCUGGUGUCGUGGAUACAGAACCAAUGAAAACAAUGCUGUUAACUGUCGGUGACUGUUUUACAGAUAAGGAGUGUAAUGAAUUUUUUAAAGAAGCUGCACCUGGAACAGAUGGAAAAUGGCCUUAUGAUGAUUUCGUCAAAAAGCUGGUCGAUGCUUAUCCACGUCCACAAUCAAAGAAAGCGAGAUCUGCAGGAACAGGUAAAAAGAGGAGUGCUAGAAAAUGA